AUGGAGAUUGGUCUGGCCUCAAAAAGAAAACUAGGUUUUGUAACAGGAGCGGUAAAGAGGGAUGAGAAAGAUGUUGUUAAAGGAGAAGCCUGGGACACAUGUAAUAGUAUGAUUAUAUCUUGGAUUCUAGGUUCUGUGAGUGAAUCCAUUAAGAAAUCUGUUAUGUUUUUGAGCAAUGCUCAUCAGAUAUGGAGGCAACUAGAGAAAAGAUUCUCUCUCACAAAUGGUUCAAGAAAGUAUAAACUAAACAAGGAGCUAUAUGAAGCAAAACAACAAGGUAGGCAGGUGAGUGAGUAUUACACCAUGAUGAAAUGUCAUUGGGGGGAAGUGGACUCUCUGAAUACUCUACCACCUAUCACCACUGUAACAGCUGAGAUAACAAGCUUUGUAGAAGCACUUACUCAACAGCAAGAUGAACAUAAGUUGUUCCAGUUUUUGAAUGGGCUUGAUGAAGUCUAUGGAACUCAGAGAAGAACAAGAAGAAGCUCAAAGAGAGUUGUUGAGCCAGGUGAAAGAAGAAACAAAGACCUUGGCUAUGUUCUGGAAAGGGACAGUGGGGGAGCCACAAGUAGCACUCCUCCUACUACUCAAUGCACUGUGUGCAGCAAAACUAGGCACACAAAAGAAAGUUGCUGGCUUGUAGUAGGGUUUCCCAAGAACAAAGCAAGGACACAGGGACUUCCAUAUAACAAAGGAAAGGGAAAGAACAAUUAUGGACAGCAAAAAUGGAGCAAGGGAAAGCCAUCUGGUGUAAAGGUAGCUGCAAAUGCUCAAAAUCAGAAUGACAACAUGUCAAUUUCAAGCAACAACACCACUAUUACUGCUCAACAACUUGAGCACCUUCUCAGACUUCUACCUACCCCAUCUAAAGGUGAAGACACUGAAGAUGAGAUGGACAUACAUUACUCAGGUAUGGUGUCAUGUUAUUUUGCUGAUUCUGUAAGCAUGGAUACAUGGAUUCUGGAUUCUGGUACCUCAGACCAUAUGACUGGGAAUUUCUCUAUGUUAAAACAUGUUGUGACAUGCAAAGAUAACUCUCUGAUUAACUUGCCUACUGGUCAGACCUCUAAAGUCACUCAUACUGGAAUUAUGAUGCUAGAAAGUAAUGUAAAGUUGAGAAAUGUCCUGUAUAUUCCUACUUUCAAGCAUAACCUUCUGUAUGUGAACAAGUUAUGUGAAGAUCUGAAAUGUAAGACAACAUUUCUUGAUAAAUACUGCCUGAUUAUUGACUUUGUGAAUGAAGAAAUAAGAUGUGUGGGAAAAAGUGCAAAUGGUCUUUACUAUUUGAUAAAUGAACCAGUUGAGAAGACUCUUCAUAGAAUUAAAGAAGAGACUAGUUAUGCCAUUUAG
Beta vulgaris subsp. vulgaris (sugar beet) is the source of this 1350-nucleotide messenger RNA. RefSeq lists its product as uncharacterized. The transcript has a single exon. Lineage: Eukaryota; Viridiplantae; Streptophyta; Magnoliopsida; Caryophyllales; Amaranthaceae. The record is from RefSeq and is a predicted model, not a curated record. Bases 1 to 1350 code for a protein of 449 amino acids.